CGCCUCCUCCCGCUGAGAGACCCUCGGCCCGCCUCUGGAGCUCUCCACCUGCACGUCUACCCCCGCGCAACCCCAACUCGCCGGCUGUGCGCAGGCGCGGUGCCCACCAGGGCGCGCGGGGGAGCCCGCGGAGCGCAUGCGCGGUGCUGGGCCCGCCGUCGCUCUGGUGUCGCCGCUGCCACCGUAGCUACCGUUACCGCCUCCCUGCCGGCAAGUGUGGGAAAGAAGAGCUGAGGACCGCUACCGCCGUUGCCGCCAUGGGGAGGAAGUCGAGCAAAGCAAAGGAGAAGAAGCAGAAGCGUCUGGAGGAGCGAGCAGCCAUGGAUGCUGUCUGUGCCAAAGUGGAGGCCGCCAACAGGCUCGGGGACCCCCUGGAGGCCUUCCCGGUGUUCAAGAAGUAUGACCGCAACGGGUUAAAUGUCUCCAUCGAGUGCAAGCGCGUGUCUGGGCUGGAGCCGGCCACCGUGGACUGGGCCUUCGACCUGACAAAAACCAACAUGCAGACCAUGUACGAGCAGAGCGAGUGGGGCUGGAAGGACAGAGAGAAACGGGAGGAGAUGACGGAUGACCGAGCCUGGUACCUCAUUGCUUGGGAGAACAGCUCCAUCCCCGUCGCCUUUUCUCACUUCCGGUUUGACGUGGAGUGCGGGGAUGAAGUCCUGUACUGCUACGAAGUGCAGCUGGAAAGCAAGGUGCGGCGGAAAGGCCUGGGGAAGUUCCUCAUCCAGAUCCUGCAGCUCAUGGCCAACAGCACGCAGAUGAAGAAGGUCAUGCUAACGGUGUUCAAGCACAAUCGGGGCGCCUACCAGUUCUUCAGAGAAGCGCUGCAGUUUGAGAUCGAUGACUCGUCCCCCAGCAUGUCGGGCUGCUGUGGGGAGGACUGCUCCUACGAGAUCCUGAGCCGGAGGACCAAGUUCGGGGACAGCCAGCAUUCCCAUGUGGGUGGGCACUGUGGCGGCUGCUGCCACUGAGCUCCCGAGCCAGAGCCCUCUCUCCAAGGCCUGCCCUCUCCCCGGCCUCACGCUGCUUGUCAGGCGCCCUCAGAGCUGCGGCCUCCUCGGUCCUGCAGGGGCCAGGCUGCACCCCGAGAGCGGGAGCCCUGGGGAGGAGUGGCCUGGGCUGCCCCCCUCCGCUCUCCGGGAGCAGCAGGGUGCCAGGGCGGAGCAGGAGGAGAGGAUGCUGCGGGAAGAGCCGCCGGAGGCCUGGGCGCGAAGUCGUCCUCGCAGGAAGACGGCCUGCCCCUCCGCCCUGCGCCCCUGAGCUCCAGAUUCCCGACUCCUCUGUAGCUGGAUUCUCGACACACCCCUCCCCCACUCACACCGCUGGACAAAUGGAGUGUUUGUGCCCACCUUUACAGAAGUCCUGGAGCCCUGGGUCGGGGUGUGGCUGGUCCUCAAAGAGGAAUGGACUUGCAGUAGGGUCUGGGCUCAGAGAGGCUUCAGAGAGCCUCGGGCCUCGUGGACAGAGUGCUCUGGUGGAGACCGUGGGAAGGUCUUUUGUGCUGUGACGCAGGGAAGCGAGGGCGCUCUCGCCAGCUGUGCUUUCGUGGGUCCACAGUUCGGAGCGGAGUCGUUCAGGGGACCAGCCGACCCCAGGAAGAAGGCUGCCCCCCUCCCUCUGUCACUGCCAGCGAGAGAGGCCGAGGGGCCCAGGAAGAGGCGUCCAGUGGGGCCACCGCUGCUGGUUUGGGCUUUCGGACCUCGCUGCGCUUUGGACUGUGCUGCAUCCCAAGCUUCCCUUCUGAUCUGUGGCAGCGGCUUGAGUUUCCGUUCAUAGCAAAGGGUCAGCGGUGCUGCCUGUGCUCCCUUGCCCCUCACUGUCUGCCCCCGCCCCCGCUCCAGAUACCUCGGUUCUCACUCUCAAGGGGGAAGCAACAUCAGGGAGCCCCUCACCUUCCCCCGGAAGGGCCUCGCGCUGGCACCCUCAAUGCCAGUCCCUCUCAUGUCUUGGUGCUGAUAGCCCUCUGCAGGCCGAGCGUCCUCCCCCUGCAGAGGGCCCCCAGCCAGCAGCAGGCCCGGCCUGCGCUCCCCAGCCUCGCCCCUCGCCGCCUCAGUGAGGCACUAGUGCCACUGCCCCCGCGGGCAGCCCAGGCUGCAGCGGCCCACUUCCCCCUCUGCGGGACCCCCCUGUGGCAGCGGGCUGGGCGGGGGCUUCCCUCCUCUCACAGGACAGAGAGGGUGCGGGGUCAGAGCUUGCACUCCCUGGUCUCGAGGCCUUGUCCCCCCCAGGGAAAAAGACGACCAAACCCUAUUCCAGAAAGAAGCACCAAACGCCUCCCGGUACACAUCCUCGGGCUCUGCUUUGGGGAGUGUCUUGAAAUUCAAGUCCCAGCCUUUGUGAGGUUGCUGCCUGGGGGUCUGUGGGGCCUUCUGCCUCGGAGUCUGCUCGCAGCCCCCCACCCUGCCCUGACUCGGGCGUCGAGCUGACCAGCUUCCAUGGCGCUGUUCUGGCUUCUUCCCACGUCCCUGCUUGUGCCUGUCCACGUUCACGGCCACCUCCACCCAGCCCCGCCUCUGCAGAGUGCUGGGACUUGCUCCUGACCCUGCCCGCGGUGGGCUGGUUGCUCCCUUGGAGAGGGCCCUGCAGCUUUACACUGGAACUAGCCCACCUGCGCCCUCCUCCUGCUGGCUCCCCGGGGGCGAGGGUCUCCGUUUCUGGGGGGGCACUGCUGGGCGUCCGGGAGUAAGGGAACGACAGGCACGUUUAGCAAGAGUGUUUCCUUUGAUCUCCGUCUCUCAAAGGACCCGGAACGAUAACUAUUUAUUGUCUUAGAUCAUGGAUUUUUGAUACCUCCCACUCAAGGGGCCGAAAGGAGCCCCCAGUGUAAAUCCCACAUAAGGUGCGUCAGUGUCUUGUCUCUGGUCAUGAGACACCUGGCACCGACUCCAUUCGUGGCCACUUGGUGCCACACCUGCCCUCCUAGGUUCUGCCAGCCAGGUCCCCAAGGGCUGCUGGGAAGGUUGGGGCUGGGGUGCAGGCGCUGCCGGCAACCCUCGUCCGUCGAGCUCCGUGGGUUCCCAGCCACCAGGCAGCGUGGGGACUCUCUCCACUCCCCAGCUAGGCUCUGCCAGGCUUUUUUGUUUGUUGUUCGGGGCACAUUAAAAUAUUUCUAAAGAUUUUAGUUGCUUUCACUCUGUUUCAGGUUUUUGUUGAUGUUAAAUGUGCAUAUGACCUGUGUACGGUUUUUAACCCUCUCUGGGUUUUUUAGAGGAAACUUUAAAGAUAAACUCCUUGAGAUAUAUUUUUUCUUUAGCAACUUGUUAUCACUGGAAUCAAAGGGAAAAAGUGAUCUCUUUGCAUUGGUGUAUUUGUAUGUCACAAAUAAAAGACGCUUUGUUCA
This is a messenger RNA of Phyllostomus discolor (pale spear-nosed bat), 3340 nucleotides long. It is a transcript of the gene NAA40, whose product is annotated as N-alpha-acetyltransferase 40, NatD catalytic subunit. The transcript has 8 exons. NCBI's taxonomy places the organism in Eukaryota, Metazoa, Chordata, Mammalia, Chiroptera, Phyllostomidae. Gene Ontology annotation, molecular function: histone H2A acetyltransferase activity; histone H4 acetyltransferase activity; protein N-terminal-serine acetyltransferase activity. The record is from RefSeq and is a predicted model, not a curated record. Gene Ontology annotation, cellular component: nucleus. Bases 258 to 971 code for a protein of 237 amino acids.